GCAACCUGCAGUGUUUGACUGCGACUCUACGUCUGCUAUGAUAAGGAGCUUCACAAAUUCUAAAAGCAAUCGCAUUGAAACAGAUACCAUCAUUUUUCUGAUUUGAACAAACUCUUCACUUCGCUCGACACAGACAGGAAUCGUUACUGGCAUUGCAUCUUAUUAUUAAUCCAAGCUUAAUAAUAUUAUUUGUGGGUAUCCUGCUUACAGGCUAACCACAAUGUUAUACUAAAAAAUGUCCAGAUGUCCAGGUGCUAGGACGGCAAUUCACGAAUUGACACGACUACAUGACGAUGGUGCGUUAAGGAAAAUAUUCGAAAGUAUGAAAUUAAGGAAAUUCGUUAAAUUUUACUGGCAAUAGUUGAAAUAAACAUCUCAAAAUAUGAUACAGCACAAGGAAUUUGUCGUGAAAGGUAGCUGGUUAUUUGCUAGCAGCAGUGAUAUUCGCAGUGACAUUCGAAACACCAGGACUACGACUAUCAAAAAUAGCCUGAGUUGAGACUAACAAGAUCAGUUUGAUGAGACUCGCAGAAGUAUCGGGAGACGUUAUCGUGUGAACAAUCGUAUAUCUUCAGUCUUUACAGGGAAGGGAUUCAUUAUUUAAUAAUAAAACUGGUCGCUUUGAGACAGGCAGCAUCACUUUCAAGACUUCGUGAAAGGUAGUGGGAAAAUUUCUGACGCGAACACACUCUUUACUCAAGUCCAAUAGUCCAUGUUGAAUAGCAAACUGUUUCUUGAAAUGACGACUCUACGUCUUAUUUGGGGAGGAACUUCACGAAUCGUGAAACCGUUUGCUUUGAAAUUCGUACGAUCAUUUUGUCAUGGCUUGCAGAGGCAUCGUGGAAAAUUUCUUGUAGGAAUAACAAUCACUUCACUCCAGUCGACAGAGAUUUCAAACCUCAAAAGGGAUUCAACAGAAAAGAAAAUCAACAUAUUGUCUUUUGAUGGUGGAGGAAGUCGAGGUGUGAUGGAAAUAAAAAUUCUGGACGACGUUUUGCGACUUGCGACAAUCGUUUUGAGAAAUCCUGAGACGCUUAACUACCUUACAAACAAAGAUAAUGAUGAAAGCAUAGUGAAUCUCUUAGAAGGUCGUGCCGUUCGAGAACGUUUGAUCAAGGAUAUGGAAGCAGUUGAAGAUCCCAUUCAUCCCACAGAUGUUUACGAUAUGAUAGUUGGUACCAGUAUAGGAGGUUUAAUUGCAUUUAGUUUAGUUGGUGGAAAUAAAGUUGGGAAUGAUCACCAUGCAAGGGAACGGAUGACUAUAAAUGAGUGCAUUCAAAUAUAUCACGCAAAAGCUAAAGACAUAUUCAGAAAGUCAUGGCUACAAUGGCUUAUUUCACCUGCAUCUUGGUUUUUCAAUAUUCCACUGGUAGCAUAUUCGAAAGAUAACGUGGAGAAAAUUCUGCAUGAACAAUUUGGUGAUUGCUACCUAAGUGAUUUUAGUGGAGAGGAUCUUUCUAAACCCGUGGCUGGAGUUGUUGCGAGAAGACUUGGAAAAAAAGAAGGUCUCGUACUGUUUGAUACAGCAAGCGAAGACUACUGGAAUUACAAAGCCAAGGAGGUCUUGCUUGCAACUUCAAACGCUCCAGUUUACUUUGACACUCCAGUCAAAAUUGGCGAUGAAUACUUUGUCGACGGAGGUAUCGGUGGAAAUUGUCCUUUAAUAAAGGCGAUUGGUCGAGCUAUUAAAAUUUUUGCAAGUGAAAAUAAUUCUGCAAGAAUAGUUUCGGCUUUAUCUAUUGCACCUCCUCCCUCUUUGUGUCCAGAAGUUUCUAAUAAUGGUACUCUUUUAAGUUGGUUGCACUAUUUUGUGAAUCUAUCCACCGAUGCAAGUGCAGUGUUUGAAGAUGUUGCGGCAAAUAGUAAUUGGAAGGAUAUUUUGUUUCAAAGAUUGCUCCCUCGUGGUGAAAUAUUGAUGGGUUUUAAAUUCGACGAAGAUGAUACCCAAAAGAUGAUAGAUGCAAUGGAAAAAGUGAAGCUUGAUAAUGAAUUGUUUCUCUUGGACGUGGUCGCCUCUGCAAUGUUUGUCGUUCUUACGUUUCUUGAAAAAAAAUUAGAAAGUCCCCAUACCUCGCUGAGUGUUGCAGCACAUCUUUCUAAAGCUGCAGGACGUGCCUACCAAAGCAGAAAAGAUUACGAUUCGGCAAUUGUUUCUUACAAAGUAGGUCAACAACUACAAAGGAAAGUCAGCGAUUCUUGUGCUGUGUUUAAGUUUCCUUUUGAUAUUGCAAAAUGCCAUAAAGAAAAAGGAGAAUAUCUGCAAGCUAUCAGAUUAUUCGAAGCCAACAUAAAGGACCUUGAUGAGUAUCGUGAUGAUUCAAAGUACGAUCACUCAAGUUAUGAUGACCUGAUUGUUGAUAACUUGAUUGAAAAAUCUGGCUGUUACUUGCAAAAUUUUCAUUAUCACGAUGCUGAAAAGUGUCUGGAAAAAAUUUCCGAUGAUAAGUUCGGAUGUGAAAAGAAACGUAUUCAAGUAUUAAUUAAUAAAGCAUAUUGCAAGCAGAAACAAGGAAGUUUUGAGGAAGCUGUCAAUCUUUACAACGAGUUGGAUAAAUUUACUUUGGAUAACAUUGAAAAGGCGGAAAAACUUAAUAACAUUGGAUUAGCCUUCUUAGACGUUGGAAUGAAGAACGACGCUCUUGUGUAUGUUCGCCAAGCCCAAGAUUUGAGGAAAAGUGAAGAAAAAUGUAAUCCUCAUCUUGUCGCCGAAUCCCAUAAUAAUGUUGGGUUGUGUUUAGUUGAAAACGGCAAUUAUAGUGAUGCUUUGGAAAGCUUAGAGGAAGCUAGAAGAAUGGUCGUUGAGAAAUGUAUGGACCAAGAUAUGAUUAAAAUAUCUCACGUAUUUAAAAAUUUAGCCAAAUACUAUUUUUUAAAAGAUCCACCAAACUACGAUGAAGCUUUAAAAUACGCACAAAAAGCUUUGGAAAACAGAAAGAAGGAAGUCCUAAGAUAUGAUAAUCCAGGAAUUGCUACGAUCCGCUUGAUUAUGGGUAAUUGUCAAUUCAAAGUUGGAAAACCUGAAGAAGCAGAAAAAAAUCUUUUAAAAGCUUCGAGUAUUAUCGAAAGCCUCCUAUCAGAAAGUCAUCCGCAGCUCGCUGAAAUCUACGAUGCUCUUUCCCAACUGUAUGAAAAAAAAGGCGAUCCAAAGCUAGCGAAAGAGUAUGAAAAGAAAAAGACCAUCAUCUGUGAUAAGCUCGGGAAAAUACAGGAAACGAUGAAGAAAAUAACAUGCAAAUCAUAAGUGUUGGCUGUAUUUUUACUUUUAUUUUUUGUUAAUUUAGAGUCAUUUGCAUCCGCUAUUCUGUGGAACACUAGAUUUACGUUUUGAAUGGAACUGAAAUGAAAAAUUUAUCUCGAUAACAUCACGAAUUUAACAGCUCUAUUUUUUAAUACAAAUUUAUGUAUAUUAAUCAGUAGAGGUGUGCGCACAGUAUCUAAAAGCGUCAAUUAGUAGAACAGUCAAUUUUUCCAACAUCAAGGUUGUUCAAAAGUUUACUUCCUGUAAAUAGCUGUCCAAAUUUAGUAAAUGCUCGUAUCACUUACAUAGUUAAGCUUCAUAUUCAUGUAAAGGAAAUCAAUUAUAGCUUGUUAGCAACUUUGUGUA
This is a messenger RNA of Xenia sp. Carnegie-2017, 3604 nucleotides long. RefSeq lists its product as uncharacterized. The record is from RefSeq and is a predicted model, not a curated record. NCBI's taxonomy places the organism in Eukaryota, Metazoa, Cnidaria, Anthozoa, Malacalcyonacea, Xeniidae. Gene Ontology annotation, biological process: arachidonate metabolic process. Gene Ontology annotation, molecular function: protein binding. The coding region runs from base 713 to 3241 and encodes 842 amino acids. Gene Ontology annotation, cellular component: membrane. The transcript is spliced from 7 exons.